UUGUGUUGCAAGGAUUUAUCUGUUUUACACAGCAGUUAUGUGUAGGUUACAAUUUACACAUCUUAUUAAUUUGUCAAAGCAUUCAACACAAUUUGUGUAGACUGAUCUGCUUACACAUUCAGUGUAGCUUUUUCUUUCAGGUCAGAUAUUUAAUUUUAGUAAAAUUUUCAGCAGCCCUCUUAUCCCGUAAUAUUCACGUAAUAAUCAAACUGUAAUAAACGAUCAAAUUAUAUUUUGUGUCAAUUGUUAACUUAAUGCGCGCCCCCUUUAAAUCGCGGGUGCUCGUCAAAAACCGCCUUUUGCCAGCGAGAACACGGUCACUUCCCGCUGGUGACAAGAAAUUCUCAGGUAAAUUAAACUUAAAACGUUUCUUAAUUUAUAUAUACACAUGAAAGACAACUUUCCGUAAGAGAAAUGUAUUUUACUCGUUAACUUUAGACACUUUCUGAACGAUGUACAACGGAAUGCUUGUCGUCUUCAAUCACUUGCAGCUCACGCUCGUCAAAUAACCGCCUUUGCCUGAGCAAAGACGUUCACUUCUGGCUGGUGACAAUUCUCAGGUAAGUUACGCUUGAAACGUUUCUAAACUUAUAUUUAUACAAGAAAUGCAACGUUUUGUGACAGAAAUGUAUUUUACUCAUAACUUUAGACACUCUGAACGAUAAAGUGAUGUAACGUCAGUACAACGAAAUGGAUGUUUCCUCCAAAUCGCUCGUGCUCCUCAAAUAACCCCGCAUUUUGCCUGGGAGAAGACGGUUACCUUCCGCUGGUGACAAGUAAUUCUGAGCAAAUGGAACCAUUUGGUAAUGAUCUUGUACCAGUGCCUUCUGGGUCAUUGGCUACUGGACUGACUAAAGCUGUACUUGUUACCAUCUACAAAGACAAGACAGAAACAUGCAGAAAGAUUUUCCACAUCAGUGAUGCCUCACAGCUUUUGGGAAACUGCUAUUCAGAAUUCCCUGAUCCUGUUAAGUUAGAACGGUUUCUUAAAUAUAACAAAGACUUCAAUGAUUACAUUGACUGUGACAUCACAACAACUGUGCAAGAAUAUGACAAAUUUCAAGUUCAUGUUGCUACAGAAGUCAUCCUACAACUUCAAGUGAUAAAUAUGCAGCCUCCUCAGAAUGAAAAUAUUCAAGCUGAAGACCAUCUGCCAUUAAAGUCAUUCCUGACCAAGAAGGUGCCUGAUAUAAUGACUGAAUAUCAGUGCACUGGUGUUUUAUCUUCGCAAGGAAGGAGAAAGAUCAUCACUAUCUGCGUUGGUGAUCUUGUUGCAAAACAUGGAUUCUACCCCUCAACUGCAGACAAGCUAAGUUUGGCUAAAUCCUUAAUUGGAGUUUUUCCUUCUCUGAGUCUCAGCAUAUUUGGAGAGAAUGAAGGAUACGAACAUCUAUAUGACCCUGUCUCCCAUAAAGGAUUCAUCGAAAUGAAACUUCGGAAUAUGAGGCGGCAUCUUGAAGAGGGACAGCGACGCUAUCAACGAAAACGUAAAGUUCCCUGCAGCGUUUCACCAGGAUCAUCAGGAACUCUGUCAUCGGCUGAUGAAGACCCAAGUGAAUGGUUGAGUGUCAUCAAGAGAAUAAAGCCAUCAUCUGAGAACAUCGCUACCAUCAGAACAGCAAUGGAGAAGACCUUUAACCAUCGCAGGAAUUGGAUUAGCACACAGUCGCCAACAAUUUGUGAAAUUACCCAACAGUACCCACGUUUCAUAGACAUGCCAUUCCUGGGCUGUGACGGUGGCAGUUUUUUACCACUGCGGUGGUAA
Molecule: messenger RNA, 1765 nt
Organism: Misgurnus anguillicaudatus (oriental weatherfish)
Lineage: Eukaryota; Metazoa; Chordata; Actinopteri; Cypriniformes; Cobitidae
Source: RefSeq, a predicted model, not a curated record